AAUCUGACAUUAUCGCGAUAGGCAGUCUCCUCCUCUUAUGCAGUUCAGCGGUAGGGGCCUGACGCUGGAAUGCGAAACUACAAGUUAUUUAGCCAAAACAAAAAAAUUGACAAACGUCAGCGCACCAUAUCAGAAAUAUCACAGCUCUCCUCGGGACCCAGCUAUGGUCCGAGACAUGAGGGGGAGUCAUAACAUAUGUUUUGUCUCUCCUCUCUGCACCGUCAGGGGAUGAGACUAGGUCGGCUAUUUCGGCGUCUGCAGCUUUGGGCUCGUUGACUCUCUGUGUUGGCUCAGGAUGGCGCAGGGAGGCUCUCAGCUCGACUACCACGUCCUGCAGGACCUCAAGCAGCGAUUCCCAGAGAUCCCAGAGGGGGUGGUGUCACAGUGCCUUCUGCAGAACAACAAUAAUCUGGAUCUUUGCUGCCACCUGCUGGCUCAGGAGAGUAACAGAUACCUGUAUGGGGAGUUCCAUCACAGUCCAGAGGAGGGGCGGCUCAGUCGAAACCACAUGCUACACAUUAGCGUUGGUUACCCAGGCUCAGAGGCAAGCAAAACAAAUGGAGGAGCAGUAGGAGUAGGCCGCUCCCUCGUGCACAGCACCAGUGACACUCACAUCGAACCCCAGCGGCCCAGCUACCCUGAGCCACUAUCAGCUCCUGCCACCAUAGCUCCUUCCCCGGGAUAUAAUCCUUUCUUUAUGAACGAUCAAAGCCGCUCGGCCAGCACUCCCACCCCUCCACCCACAAUGCAGGGCAUGUCUCCCACAUACUCCCCCGUUCCACGUUAUACUAUGAACCCUAUAACAGUCAGUCUUUCGCAAACCAUACCCAGUGUCCCACAAGCUCUGCAGAUCCCUCCUGGGCACUAUCCUAACAAUACCAAUACCACCUUGUACAUUCGACCUUCACCCUCUCAGAGUCCACAGCCAGCACCCUGGUCAGCCCCAGGGGCGCCUGUCUAUCAGCAGUCUCCCUAUAGCACGCCCACAUAUGUCUCUCCUUACAGCUCCCCGCAGCACCAGCCACAGCCCCAACCACAACCCCAGCCACAGCACCAGCAAUAUGUCUUCCUCCCUAUUAGCUCACCAAAUGUCCCCAGCAUGCCCUACCAUCACCAGCAGCAGCCCCAGCAGCAGCCAGCCGUUUACAGGCCCUACCACACAAAAUCCUCCCUUAAGAAUCAGAUAGAGAUUACUCUGGAGGGUCCACGGCCACGCAGCAACUCACCUGUGCACACCCCACACCCCCAGGGAGCGCUUUACAUGGCCACCAGCACUUCGCCAAGUUCCCCGUCAAGGGCUAUCACAAUGACUGGACCCUCAGGAUCAGCAGCGUUCCACCAUGGGAUGUAUCUGCCUGCAAGGCCUCGACCUGCCUCCUCUCCUCAGCCGGGCCAGUCAGCCUAUACCUUCAAAAUCAAAGUGUCCCCAGGAGGUCAGGCUCAGAGGCCACCAAGCUCGCCUCCUGUGGCCGAGGCAGAGUCUCUUCUCAACAUUGUAGAUCAAGGGGAGAACAGCGCUGCCCCUCCACCCAUCCUUCCCAUUUCGGCUCUACCGGGGAAUGUCAGUCACUUUCAUCAAAUGCCCCGACGUUCAAGCUCAGGCUCUGAUGACUAUGCCUACACACAAGCUCUCCUGCUCCACCAGCGGGCGAGGAUGGAGCGUUUAAUGAAGGAACUGCGGCUGGAGAAGCAGAAACUGGAGCAACUGAAAGGCGAUGUCAACAAUAUGGAAUAUGAUGCCCUUCAAAGACGCUUUCGACGAGUCAACUCCACCAGUCUUAUACCCAGACCUGAAGAGAUGACCCGACUACGGAGUCUCAACAGACAGCUUCAGAUUGAUAUUGACUGUACACUGAAGGAGACCGAUCUGCUGCAGUCUAGAGGGAAGUUUGACCCCAAAGCAAUGAACAACUUUUAUGACAAUAUUGAGCCUGGUCCAGUAGUGCCGCCCAAACCUGUGAAGAAAGAAGGGGAGCAAAGCUCCAAGCCUGUGCCGGCGCCCCAGAGGGAUGAGGACUUUGAGGGCGCCCAUUGGGACUGUGAAAGCUGCACCUUUCUCAACCACCCUGCACUCAACCGCUGUGAACAGUGCGAGAUGCCACGCUACACCUGAACUUAGCACUGCGCUGUAUUGCUCCCAUCCUUUGCAAAUCCUUGGAUACUAUAAGCCGCACCCCUCCAGAAUCUGUCUAGGGAUCUUCCCCUGUCAAUCAAUAUAUAAGUCCCUCUGACCUGCUGAGGAAGAGCCACUAUCCCUCUCUGCCCACCUGUCCUGUCCCAUCCACUACUCCUGUGCACUUUGACCUUAGUUUUAUUUUGGCGGAUGAUGAAUCUCAUUCAGGACAGUCAGAGACUCCUCUCAUAGCAAAUCUAUAAAAGAAGGAGUGACGCUCUGUGACUCUGGCAGUAGGUGGCUCAGGCUUCAGUAACGUCAAAGCGAUUUGAGGAUAGAAGAGAAGGAGCUACGGUUUACCUAGCGAACAUUCCACGCAGAACGAGUGACUGCCCUGUUUACACUGUGCCCAUUCCUGAACUCAAAAUGGAGGCACUUCCACUUUAAUCCAGGAUCCCGAACUCCCUCUCUCCGAUAGUGGAACGACAGAAACAAUGGUAUAUAAGUUCUGACUAAUGCGAAAUGUAGACUGUACACUGUAUCUGGCUCUGUAUUAGAGCUCAUUUCACUGAAAGAACACUAAAGACACUUGCAUACAAGUAUAUUCCUGGUACUUUUAUGCAUAUUAUGCCACCAUGUAUUAUGUGUUCAAAAGAUAUUGUUUCCGUGCAAAUGCCUCAACUUGCUGUACUUAAUAAAGGAGCUGAUUCUAUGUGACUUGA
Molecule: messenger RNA, 2835 nt
Organism: Mugil cephalus (flathead mullet)
Lineage: Eukaryota; Metazoa; Chordata; Actinopteri; Mugiliformes; Mugilidae
Gene: tab3
Product: TGF-beta activated kinase 1 (MAP3K7) binding protein 3
Exons: 7
Coding region: 296-2113 (605 amino acids)
Cellular component (GO): extracellular exosome
Molecular function (GO): ubiquitin binding
Source: RefSeq, a predicted model, not a curated record